Molecule: messenger RNA, 1839 nt
Organism: Panicum hallii
Lineage: Eukaryota; Viridiplantae; Streptophyta; Magnoliopsida; Poales; Poaceae
Product: purple acid phosphatase 18-like
Molecular function (GO): acid phosphatase activity; metal ion binding
Source: RefSeq, a predicted model, not a curated record
AGAGACGGUUACAGCGUUUGCCUCCACCGUGCUCUCGGCCUCUCGCUCUACCAGAAAUGGCCUGACCUCAAACUGAACGAGGUAGCCCGCCGACCGCCGUACAAGCAUACCGCGCUGCGCCCGCGCCACAGAGGCGGAAGAGCAGAGGACGAUGGGGACCCGAGCUGCCAGAGCCAGCACGAGCCCUCCCCUUCCUGCCCCCAUGGCCGCGCCGCUCCUCCUACUGCUCCUGCUCGCCGUAUCCUUCUCCUGCGCCGCCGCCGCCACCGCGGCCGGGGCUCGCGUGGUGGGGGAGGACUACGUCCGGCCGCCGCCGGCGCGGCCCCACCGCAAGGCGCUCCUGAGCAUCUUCCCCUGGAGCAAGAAGAAGGCCUCCGCCUCCGACCCGCAGCAGGUGCACAUAUCGCUAGCGGGAGAAAAGCUCAUGAGAAUAACAUGGAUUACCAAUGAUAACUCUGCCCCCUCUGUGGUGGACUAUGGAACCAAAGAAGGAACAUACACAAUGACAUCUCAAGGAGAAAGCACAUCCUACAGCUACUUAUUGUAUAGCUCAGGAAAAAUUCAUCACGUAGUUAUCGGACCUCUUGAGGACAAUACUAUUUAUUACUACCGAUGUGGAGGGCAAGGUCCGGAAUUCCAAUUUAAGACCCCUCCAUCCCAAUUUCCGUUGUCAUUGGCUGUUGUUGGUGAUCUUGGGCAGACUAGUUGGACAAAAUCAACUCUAGAUCACAUUAAGCAGUGUGAGCAUGAUAUGCUUUUACUCCCUGGUGAUCUCUCUUACGCUGAUUUUAUGCAACAUUUGUGGGAUUCCUUUGGUACAUUGGUUGAGCCACUUGCUAGCACACGGCCUUGGAUGGUGACAGAAGGAAACCAUGAGAAGGAGCACAUUCUGUUUCUUGAGUCAGGAUUUCAGUCAUAUAAUGCACGAUGGAAAAUGCCUUAUGAAGAGAGUGGAUCUACAUCAAAUUUGUACUACUCUUUUGAGAUUGCAGGGGCACACAUUAUAAUGCUAGGUUCCUACACAGAUUAUGAUGAGAGCUCAGAUCAGUAUGCUUGGCUCAAGGCUGAUCUUGCCAAGGUCGAUAGGAAGAAAACGCCAUGGCUCAUUGUAUUGUUGCAUGCCCCAUGGUAUAAUAGCAAUUGGGCUCAUCAGGGUGAAGGUGACAGUAUGAUGGCCGCGAUGGAGCCUUUGCUUUAUGCUGCUCAUGUGGAUAUGGUAAUAGCAGGUCAUGUGCAUGCUUACGAACGUGCGGAGCGAGUCUACAAUGGUAGACUUGAUCCUUGUGGUGCUGUUCACAUAACUAUUGGGGACGGCGGAAACCGCGAAGGCUUGGCCCACAGGUAUCGUAAUCCAAAGCCAGCUUGGUCAGUCUUCAGGGAAGCGAGCUUUGGUCAUGGUGAGCUAAAGAUCAUGAACUCCACCCAUGCCCACUGGACCUGGCACAGGAACGAUGACGAAGAACCAGUGAGAACGGAUGAUGUGUGGAUAAACUCGCUGGCUGGUUCAGGGUGCAUCCAGGAAGGCAGCCAUGAGUUGAGGAAGAUUCUAAUGUCUCCUUGAGAACAACUGCUGCACCUCGCGAUCCGCUGUAGCUCAGUCUAAAAGAUCCUGCCAUGUAUUGUAUAUAUCUGCACGACUUGAUAAACUAACACUGAAAAGAAAAACUAAAGCGUUGUGCUGUAUAUUGUAGACUGUUGAUCAAGGGCGAUUGUUGCGGAGUACUUUUGUUGUGUAAUAUGAUGUUUGUAGCAAGAAACAUUUCUGUAUACUGUGAUGUUGUAAUGGACUGAAAUUGAUAUUUCAGUAAGGGCAUGCGACAUACUUACCGGAGUGGAAAA